GUCUGGUCUCCCACAGCUGCAUACCUGGACUCUAGGAAUAACCAACUAAGCUACGAACACUGCAACUGCGUUCCACAAGAAUGCAAAACCCAUGAUAUCAUUUCCCAGAAUGAUAUCAUACCCGAGUUAAUCCACCAUCUUUCCCUGGUUUAUGAGGAUGCGCUUUUCCCUCUCAAUGUUACAUCUUCUUUCAGCAUCCCUCAUAGUCUCUCUGCUCUAGUUCAUAGAAAAUCCCAAUUGAGAAAGAUGGUGGCCUACCACCUACCUGUCGACCUUGGGCAAUUCAAGAAGCUUAAGCUCGACCCGAAUAAGCCAAAACUAUCAGACCACCAGCGGCAAGAUCUACUGCACAAUAUUAAUAUUUUCCGAGAUGCAAUCGUCGCCUUCACAGCUACAGGUUCCGCUCGCGGACUUGCUGGUCACACGGGAGGUCCUUUCGACACCGCACCGGAAGUUUGUAUAUUGCUAGCCGUCAUCAAUGGGAACCCAGACGCUUUCGUCGACACUAUUUAUGAUGAGGCGGGACAUCGAGUGGCCACGCAGUACCUUCUCGCCGCUCUCGAUGGCAAGAUUCAUCCCGAUCACCUCCUCAACUAUCGCGAGGCGAAUUCCAAACUCCCCGGCCACCCUGAACUUGGUCUUACCCCUGGAGUCAAAUUCAGCUCGGGUCGGCUAGGCCAUAUGUGGGGAAUGGUGAACGGCAUUGCCAUGGCCAACAGAAAGAAGCAUGUCGUCAUGCUGGGCUCGGAUGGAUCUCAGCAGGAAGGAAACGAUGCGGAAGCGGCCCGCAUAGCCGUUGCCAACCAACUGAAUGUCAAGUUAUUCAUUGAUAACAACGAUGUAACUAUUGCCGGGCACCCUUCGCAGUAUCUUCCAGGCUAUAACCUAGAGCACACCCUGGCCGGCCAUGGAUUGAAGGUUGUUCGCGCUGAGGGAGAAAACUUGGAUUCGUUAUAUGGAGCCAUGUGCGAGGUUAUCAACCACAGUGGACCAGCCGCUGCGGUAGUUUGCCGGAAAAUGGCGCCCGGGAUCAAAGAAAUUGAGGGUGCUAUUAAGGCUCAUGAUGCUAUCCCCGUUGACUAUGCGCGCAAGUACCUAACGAAGCGUGGUUAUACUCACCAGCAGCUCGCGUUCUAUGACGAACUAAAGGCAUCCUCCAAUCCUCACCAGUACAUCGGUUCAACAAAGGAAAAAGGUGCUAAUCGUGUCAUCUUUGGAGAGGCCGUCAACUCAGUCCUAGAUGGUCUCAGCACGGAGGAGGCGGUGCGUCGGGUCAUGGUUAUCGAUUCUGAUCUGGAGGGCUCCACCGGCCUCAAGGGAAUCCAUGCGACGCAUCCGGAGGUGUUUGUUCCUUCCGGUGUGAUGGAACGGGGGAACUUCUCUGCUGCUGCAGGCUUCUCAUUCGGCAGUAACGGCGAGCGUCAAGGUGUCUUCUCUACCUUUUCAGCUUUCUUGGAAAUGUGCAUUUCCGAGAUCACGAUGGCUCGUUUGAACAAGUGCAGCGUACUCUCCCACUUCUCCCAUAGCGGAGUUGACGAGAUUGCUGACAAUACAUGUCAUUUUGGUCUGAAUAACUUUUUCGCUGACAAUGGGUUGAUGGAUGCGGAGAGUAAUAGUCUGUAUUUCCCAGCGGAUGGGGAUCAGAUGAAAGCUGUCGUUAAACGGAUAUUUUUUACCAAGGGACUACGAUUCAUCUUUUCUACUCGCUCCAAGGUCCCUUAUAUUCUCAAAGAGUCGUCUGAGGAACAUCUCUUCGGCGGUGAUUACACAUUUACGCCUGGUAAGGACGAGUUCAUUCGUCACGGUUCCGCUGGAUACAUUAUUUCAUACGGCGAUAUGCUCUACCGCUCCCUAGAUGCGGUUGAACGACUGCGGAAGGAUGGUCAAGAUAUCGGUCUAGUGAAUAAGCCAACCCUGAAUGUGAUGGAUGAGGACGCCAUGAAGAUCUAUGGCGCAUGUCCGUUUGUGAUCGUUAUCGAGCCGCUGGCUCAAAAGACGGGCCUUGGUUCUCGACUCGGCAGCUACCUUCUUGAGCGCAGGCUGGCUCCUCGAUACCGCUCAAUGGGUGCUUGUAAAGAGGGAUGUGGUGGUCUCUAUGAGCAAGUCAACGCCCAAGGCCUUUCGCCGGAAGAUAUACUUAGAGCUGUAAAGGAAAUCACCAACACCUAAUCCACGCAUGCAACUGUUGCGGCGCCGGAGGAAAAGCAAAAUUGGAUUCAGUAUCAAGCUCGCGUACAUUGUAAAUGUUUUAUAUAAAAAAAAAGGCGUAUCCUAGAUUUAACUGUAUUGUUGAAAGUGUUAUCGUUGCUGUACCGCUGCGUCUUCUCGAGAAAAACAAGGCUCUGGACAAUGUAACCAAAGAGAAA
Molecule: messenger RNA, 2366 nt
Organism: Aspergillus ochraceoroseus IBT 24754
Lineage: Eukaryota; Fungi; Ascomycota; Eurotiomycetes; Eurotiales; Aspergillaceae
Exons: 1
Coding region: 247-2169 (640 amino acids)
Molecular function (GO): catalytic activity
Source: RefSeq, a predicted model, not a curated record